GGGUAAGGACGUUGUCAUCUGAAAAACGUGAGCGGUGGAAGAGAAGACAAAGUCUUCAUCAAAGGACGAAGUACUACUAAAAUGGCGACAACAUGGUGAGGGCUAAUCCACUGUCUUCGGAAACGUUUCCAUGUUUCCACCGGGUUUCAGCAUCUGUUCAUGCACACUCGAUCUCUAUAUAAGAAGAAGCGCACUGCGAUCACAUAACCUGCACCGAUUCCUCCUGUAUCUCCGAGCAUGAGGAACUCUAGAAUUCCAUUCCAAUGGCUGCGUGCUUCACUAGCCCUCCUCGUCGUCCUCCAAUCACAUGUCAUGGCAACGGAAGCAAGUGGUGUCGGAGCUGAUUGGGAGUACAGCUACGAUCCAUGUAACGAGCUCGGACCUCAACACUGGGGAGACCUUCAUGAAGAAUGGGAGACGUGCAAAACUGGAGAACAACAAUCACCCAUUUCGAUUAAACCAAGCAAUAUCAUCGUCAGCACAUCACUGGGGAGCUUGAGAACAAAUUACGGCACCAGACCUGCUUUCUUGCAGAACAAGGGGCAUGAGAUCCUGGUGAAUUGGAGGUGGUCGCCAGGAGAUCUUGUGAUCGGCGAGAAGACAUUCCAUCUCCGGCAGUGCCACUGGCACUCACCGUCCGAGCAUGAACUCUAUGGCAAAAGGUAUCCCUUGGAGUUGCACAUGGUGCACACUACUCCGGCGGGAGAAAUAGCAGUCAUUGGCAUGUUGUACGAGUUUGGUCCAUUUGCGGAUCCCCUCUUGCACCAGUUGUCGGAGGGCCUAAUAGCUCUCCAGACACAGGACAAUGUGUCUGUGGGGACUAUCCGCCCACCUCUUAUAGGUGAGAGAGAACCAUACUUCAGGUACAGUGGCUCUUUGACAACCCCACCUUGCGGUGAGCCAGUUACAUGGACGGUGAUAAAAGAGGUGAAGAGCGUAACGGAGAGUCAACUGGCGUCGCUGAGGAUUCCCGUGCAUGAUAAGGACAACGCAAGACCAGUUCAGCCCAUCAAUGGACGCAACGUGUACAUGUACGAGCCGCCGCACGAAGACCAUGCCAGCUCUUAAAGCGAAACUGUGGAUGAGCACCGCCGACGACGCACACUUCCAUGCCUGAAGAGGGUGAUGAAAUGGGGUUGCUACUUCUACUAUGUAUCUACCAGCCACUCUUUCGUUAUUGCUGGGGUAGAAGCCAUCUAUCUACCAGUAAAAAAUAGUUCGUCACAUCUACUAUGUAAUAUGCCAAUGUCUGUUGUCCGGAAAUAAAUGGUACGCAAGGAACAUCACGUUUGAUUA
This is a messenger RNA of Musa acuminata AAA Group (dessert banana), 1296 nucleotides long. RefSeq names its product alpha carbonic anhydrase 7-like. The record is from RefSeq and is a predicted model, not a curated record. Gene Ontology annotation, biological process: one-carbon metabolic process. The transcript has 7 exons. Bases 238 to 1068 code for a protein of 276 amino acids. Lineage: Eukaryota; Viridiplantae; Streptophyta; Magnoliopsida; Zingiberales; Musaceae. Gene Ontology annotation, molecular function: carbonate dehydratase activity; zinc ion binding.